CUUAUUUUACACCAGAGUUUCACUAACAUUGAUUACCUUUUCAACCAAAAUUACAUAUAAAAUAAUAAAGUAAACUUGGCAAAACAUUUAUCAAUUGUUGCCACAAUCAAGUCUAUUAAACUUUCAAACAUUUGCUUUGGUUCAAUUUAAUUUGAUUGUUAAUUUAAGAAGAGAAAAUGUUUCGUCUAAUUGUUCUUUGUUUAUUGCCUUUAACAUCUUUAGCCAAUGUAGCAUGGGAAGACUGUGGUGCAGCUGAUCGAUCAAUUGUAUUCCGUAAGGUUGGUUUGGCUUCUCCACUCACCAUUAGCAGUAGCCAGCCUCUUCUAAUGGACUUGGCCUUUGACUUGCUCGAUCCUCUGGACACUGAUGUAAAUAUUGAUAUCGAAAUGCGUCGCUACUUCUCCAUUUUAGGCAUCAAAACUUCAAUCAAAAUUCCGUGUAUCAAUGAUGUUGGCUCUUGCUCUGGACCUUUCUGUUAUUUUGUCCAGUCCUAUGCCAAUUUGGCUCGAUCAGUAGCCAACCAAUUGAAUGUACCCUUCUCAUGUGAACUUGAACCCACUCACGUCAAUGGUACCGUCACCUACUCAGUCCCAACAUCGGCCUUAAGACGUAUUCCAUCAGUGCUCUUAUCUGCUGCUUCGGGUGAUUAUGGACUUAUUGUUCGCUGGAAAUCGAUCGACCGAGAAAUCGCUUGUUUGUCCAUUCGAUCUAAUAUCAAUAUUGUCAAUUAAUCUGUAAAAUUUUCAUUGAAUAAAAACUCUCCAAUAGCUUUUAAUGGAA
Tetranychus urticae (two-spotted spider mite) is the source of this 780-nucleotide messenger RNA. RefSeq lists its product as uncharacterized. The record is from RefSeq and is a predicted model, not a curated record. Gene Ontology annotation, molecular function: enzyme activator activity; lipid carrier activity. NCBI's taxonomy places the organism in Eukaryota, Metazoa, Arthropoda, Arachnida, Trombidiformes, Tetranychidae. Gene Ontology annotation, biological process: lipid transport; ganglioside catabolic process. Gene Ontology annotation, cellular component: cytoplasmic side of plasma membrane.